ACCCAAGGUUAGAGAUUUUGUUCCUAAGAUGAGUUCUCAGAAAUUAAUGUCGAGCGAAGGAGAGGAGAUACGAAGGUUCACUAGUUUCCAUGGCGAUGGAGCAACUAGCAUAGAGGUAGGCAACGGGGCCGCUGAUGGACAUGGUAGCGUGGAGGUGCUGGGCGAGCCAGCUAAUCAUGCAAGAGAGGCGCUAAAGCUGGUUGUCGCUGGUGUGGAGGCGUUGGGCAAACCAAUUGUGCGCGCAGGGAAAGCGGAGUUGAGCACUACUGGUAUGGAGGCGCUGGGAGAUCUGACUGUGUGGGUAGGAGAGGUAGAGUUGGGCGUCGCUGGGCGCCCAUGCAGGCGAGGUGAGGGAUGA
Messenger RNA from Ilex paraguariensis (yerba mate), 358 nucleotides. Lineage: Eukaryota; Viridiplantae; Streptophyta; Magnoliopsida; Aquifoliales; Aquifoliaceae. The record is from the annotation of a GenBank genome assembly.